ACUCUGCAUGUGAGAGACAUGGGUCAUAAGAAGUUUUCAGUAAUUUGCAGAACCAGUGUCAGAUGUCUUCACAAAGUCUCUGUACGCUUCUCUUUGUGCUGGUCCUUGUGUGGGACUUAGUGGCUAAUGAGCUUUCCCAGGAAGAUGCAGCUUGCUGUUGGUGCUGUAUGAGGUGAAGGUUGUCAAGAUGCGCAACUGGGAUUUUGAAUUGCUUGUUCUCUCUUGUGCACCUUGGUCUGAGGAGCAGCAGUCCUGAGGAAACCCUUCAUACAAUGUUAGCAAUAUUUUGAGAGAUGUCGUCUCACUCUCAUCCUUCCUUAUCCUCCUUGGCCCCCAAAUGCACUCAAGUUACUCCAACUGCAAUCUUCUGUGAGGGGCUUGGCAGUCAGUUUUAUGUUGUCUGGUCUCUCUGGGUCCCUUCAUGGAGCUGGGGAUUGGUCUGUGCAGGAAUUAUUCACCAUGCUUAGCAAUGCUUGGGUUAGCAUGAUGGUAAACAUGGGUUAUGGAGUUCUGCAAUAAUUGGGAAUAUGCAAUAAAUUGUGGCUUUGUGUAGAAUAAGGGCUACUGAAAGGAAGACUAGUGUAUGGAAUGCACCAGAUGAAGAAGCAGAAAACAUGAGAUUUAGGGGAGUGCUGUACAGCCAAAGAUUAAAGGAGCUUGGAGUUUUUUCCCCAUGGGAACUGUAAUCAAAAAAGUAAGACACUUGUUUUACUCACUAGUGUGCAGUUGUGAGGGUUUUCUGAAGAGGGAUGGGGUGAUGUGGAGCUGUUCUUGUGCAGCAGCAGCUUUGGUCUGUGGGCAAGGAGGCAUAAAGAAAAGGUCAGAAUUCACUCAUGAGCUGUUUCCAUUUCUGGCAAAAAGAAUCAAGAAAUCACAUGUGGUUCGUUUAUGCAGCAGAUCUGUUGGCAUCUAUCUGAUGUGCUAUUUUGGAAACCAUUUGGCUGUUUUACCCACCACACUGUGCACACUUUGGCUGCAGAAGUGAUUCUGAUGAGAUCCAAGGAGCCUAUUCAGCAUUUGGGUACCAUUAAGCACUGAAAGAGGAGUAGCAGUUCUGAGGGUGGCUUGUGGGACCCCUACCCAUGAUGAUUCCACCAUCUGCACCAAGCCCUGUCAGCGAUGCUGCCCUCCUGUCAGGUGUGGCUUCUCAGGAAGUCUGGAGGUCACCAGUCCCAGGCUAUUCUGGACUGCCCACACGGCACAUAAGUCACCGGGCCAACAACUUCAAGAGACACCCGAAAAGGCGGAAACACAUCCGGCCUUCACCACCACCACCACCAAACACUCCCUGUCCUAUUGAUCUGGUUGACUUUGGGGAUCUCCAGCCUCAGAGGUCUUUCUUGGAACUCCUUUUCAAUGGGUGCAUUCUCUUUGGGCUUGAGUUCAGCUAUGCCAUGGAAACAGCCUAUGUUACCCCUGUGCUGCUCCAGAUGGGGCUUCCAGACCAGCUCUAUGGAAUGGUGUGGUUCAUCAGCCCUAUAUUAGGGUUUUUGCUACAGCCUUUGCUGGGAGCCUGGAGUGACAGAUGCACAUCAAGAUUUGGGAGGAGAAGACCUUUCAUUCUGGUUUUAGCAGUAGGAGCAUUGCUUGGGCUCUCACUUAUGCUGAAUGGCAAAGAUAUAGGGAGUGCCUUGUCUGACACUGAGAAUAACCACAAAUGGGGCAUCAUCCUGACAAUCUGUGGUGUUGUCCUCAUGGACUUCAGUGCAGAUUCAGCAGACAAUCCCAGUCAUGCCUACAUGAUGGAUGUGUGCAGCCCAGUGGAUCAAGACAGGGGCCUCAACAUCCAUGCUUUGUUAGCAGGUCUUGGAGGUGGCUUUGGUUAUGUUGUUGGAGGAAUACACUGGGAUAAAACCAGUUUUGGAAAAGCUGUAGGAGGGCAACUUCGUGUCAUCUAUGUCUUCACCUCAGUUGUACUGACUAUUGCUACUGUGCUGACUCUAGUUAGCAUUCCAGAGAGACCCUUAAAGUCCUCUAACAGGAAGAAAAAGGUGAUGAAAAGUCCAAGUCUUCCUCUCCCUCCUUCUCCACCUUUCUUCUUUGAGGACAGUGUAAAUGAAAACUCUGCUUCUCAUAACUCAGCUCAGUUACAUGCAAGUUUUACGAGUCCUGUUUCCCCCAUGAGCCCACUCACGCCAAAAUACGGGAGUUUUAUCAGCAGAGACAAUUCUUUGACGGGAAUUAAUGAGUUUGCAUCAUCCUUUGGGACUUCAAAUAUUGACAGUGUGCUUAUAGACUGUUUUACAGGAGGGCAUAAUAGUUACAUGACACUUCCAGCUAGUUUGUCCAGGCAGCCUGUCAGUGUCAGCUUUCCUCGGGUGCCUGAUGGCUGUUACCAUGGAACAAAUGGAAUUCUGGAGCAAGGGGAGAGCAGCUUAACAUCAGGGGCUGAUAGUGAUGUGCUGAGAGUGGGCUCACUGGAUGCAAUAAAGCCACGGUCAUCAGGGAUCUUGAAAAGACCUCAGACCUUGGCCAUUCCAGAUGCUGUAACAGGACACUGCUCAGAGAAUAACAGAAGAAGAAAUGUAACCUUCAGCCAACAGGUUGCUAACAUCCUGCUGAAUGGGGUGAAGUACGAGAGCGAGCUGAAUGAAUCGGGCGAGCCCUCGGAGCAGCCCCUGUCCGUGAAGCUGCUGUGCUCCACCAUCUGCCACAUGCCCAAGGCUCUCCGGAACCUCUGCAUCAACCACUUCCUAGGGUGGCUUUCAUUUGAGGGGAUGUUACUCUUCUAUACUGACUUCAUGGGAGAAGUAGUGUUCCAAGGGAACCCAAAAGCACCUCACAACUCAGAUGAGUAUCAGAAGUACAACACUGGGGUCACCAUGGGCUGCUGGGGAAUGUGCAUCUAUGCAUUCAGUGCUGCUUUCUAUUCAGCCAUGCUGGAGAAGCUGGAGGAGCGGUUUAGCACACGGACACUGUACUUUGUGGCAUAUUUGGCCUUUGGGCUGGGCACAGGCCUGGCCACGCUCUCCAGGAAUGUCUACGUGCUGCUGUCCCUGUGUGCCACCUACGGCAUUCUGUUCGCCACGCUCUGCACGCUGCCCUACUCCCUGCUCUGCGACUACUACCAGAGCCGAGAGUUCGUAGGCUCGCAGGCGGAGGGCACGCGGCGCGGGAUGGGCGUUGACAUCUCCCUGCUGAGCUGCCAGUACUUCCUGGCGCAGAUCCUCGUGGCCGUGGCCAUGGGCCCGCUGACGGCGGCUGUUGGCAGUGCCAGCAGUGCCAUGUACUUCUCCAGCCUGGUGUCCUUCCUGGGCUGCCUCUUCUCCUCCCUCUGUGUCACCUACGAGCUGCUGCCCACCGAGGAGCUGCCGCCCGCCGAGGAGCAGCGCCCGCUCCUGCCCCGUGCGCGGAACGAAUAAAUGGGAGAAGCUGCCACAGCCUCUGCUGCCCCACUGUGUCACCCUUGGCCUCCCUGUUGUGACAGGACGGGCUGUGCGGCCCUGGGACGGCAGCAGUGGGCUUGGCAAACGGAAAGAAAGGCCUGUGCUGGCUUUGCUGAGCUUUCCCCUGCCUGUGGGAAGGUGAGGGGUGAGUCAGCAGCGCCUGGCACUGCUCGUCCUUCCCCUGAGGUGACAGAGGCCUGUCUGUGCCCCUGGGGCCACAGCAGCAGGAAGUGUGGGGCCAUUCCCUCCAGCUGCCUCGUGGUGCUGCCAUCCCGGGAGAUGACUGGCAUUGUCCGGCGUGAGGCAGGAGACCUGAAAGUCUGGUGCCUGGGCAGGACAACCUCGCUCUCUCAGUGGCAGUGAGCUCACUGCUGCAGGGGACUGCCACCAUGGGAAUGGUGACAGUUUGGGGGCAGGAGGAGCCACCUCCUGGCCAGGCAGAGCAGACUGGGUAGGCAAACCCCGUGGUGAUUUCUGUGAGGCCUUUGGGAGGUGCAGGUCCAACCUACAGCCUCUGCCAGUGAAGGCCUGGCUCUGGAGGGUGCUUCUCAAAGCUUUGGGAAGGCUGAGAGCAGCUGGUCUUGCUUGGGUGGUGCAAGUCCUCUGUCAAGUGCCAUGGGUUUGUGGGUGCACAGAGCUCCCAGCAGCAGAACUGCUACAAGACACCACUGUGGGCUGAAAGCGCUGUGGGCCUGGGUCCCACACCCCACUGGGAGGUCCUGGCUGUGUCCUUGGUGAUGUUUGCCAAUUCGUGUGUGUUUCCUUCCUCAUUAGAGUUUAAUUAGGACUACAGGGGUUUGUGAUGACUUAGCAGGAGGAUUUGGCCAUAAUCCAGUUUAGCAGUUGUCCAUAACGCAGUUUUGGGGAGAAAGGUCUUUUCCCAUCAACCUCCCUUGGGCAGAAGGUUACUCUCAAGAACUUUACUCAUAAGAAAAAUCAUUUGUAUGGAAGCCUGCAUCACAUCAUUCUUGUUUAUACAAUUUUACCUUGGGACAUUCUGAAGUCUGGGGAUCAGUGACUUGUCAAUUGGAGCUGCAUCUUCCACAUCUCAGUGAAACCAGUAAAAGGGCUUUGGGUUUCAUUGUCUGAGAGAUUUCUUAAUUGUUCUGAUUUUAGAAGGUGGUGUGUGAGAAUUUUUACAAGUUCUAAUUAGGGCCAGGAGUUAAUUUAAAGUCACAUUAAUAAAACUAUCUUUAAACCCCCUGUCUUUGUAUUUGGGUAGGCAGCCAAGUUUUACCAAGGCUGGUGGGCAUUUUGGUGCUCACAUGUGCUGUGCAUGGCAUCCCGGUAGAGAUUAUGUUUGGUCCCUAGACCCAGAAGAAGGGUUUUCUCUGGAGAGUCACUCAUUUUAAAUGAGUUGUACUUCACUGUUCACCUGAGUUUAUGCUAUGAUGCCAAGGUGAAAUAAUAUGUGUAAUCUUUAGUUGUUGUGGUUUACUGUAAUCCAGUGCUGAAAACAUAAUACAUAAGAACCCCUCAUUUUUAUCAUCUGCUCCCAAUUAUUGUAUUUUAGAAGCAAGUUUUGUAUUACUCAGUAUCAACUUAAACAGAGGAAUACUGCUGGAAUUACGAAGUCAAGCUCUCAGAGAUAAAGGACUGUCAGCUGUCAGACUGAUGAGUACAUUCAUCUUUCAUUUCUUUGGGCUUACAUGGUGUUGUAUCUGCAGGAAUGUCUGUGCCAUUUCCUUGAUUAUGGGACAGCUGUCUCCAAGAAUGUUCAGGACAAAGCUGGGACAAAAUAGCAUGACAAACUACAUUUGGCACUUCUAAUUUCUGACAAUCUAAAGACUUGACUUUGGAGAAUUAUUCUUUUCUUUUUAGUCUGCUUUGUAAUCUUCAUUUCUCUUCCUUAUCGUCUCAAACUUUUAAACUCAAAAAUUAUUUUGUUUUUUGUUUGCUCCCACUAGCUAAUGUGGUAUUAGUUCUUAAAUUUUUUUUCUCCUCUUAAGUUUUGUAGCCAGCAUUAUUGCACUAAAUGGAUUGUGAGCACUUUACUUUUCCAGGUAGCUGGAGUUACAGAUCAUUUUGUGAAACUCUUCAAAAAAAUAAUAAAAUCAAUGUAUUUGAUGAUAAUGUUUGUCUCAAUUUCCAUCUGUAAAUAUCAACUACCUUUAUGCAGUUAUAAAACUAUUGCUAUGCCUGUAUGCCUUGCCUAAUAGACUCUAUAUUACAUUUUUUCUAUUUUAUAGGAUAUGGACUUUAUUUUGAAAAUGUAUUUAUGUAGUGGUACAUACACAGUCAACAUCAAUGUGUGUUGAUUUGGGGCUUUGAGCAAUACUAGUGGUGUCUGGAAAAAAACCCAGAGCCUGUCACCAUCAUGCAGAGUUGGAAAUUGCACCAAAUCCUUAGAAAUAACUUUUGAAAGAGUCAUUGCUUACUUGCUUAUUCUCUUCCUUUGUCAAACUGUAUAUGGUCACUGGUGAACUGUGAACUGCAACUUGAUGUUUCCCUUCUGGAAUCCAAAGGCUUCAAAUAUUCUGUCUAAAUUUGCAAGUUACUGGUUAAAAAAAAGAUGCAUGAGUUUAGGCAGGAAAAUGAUUUUACACUGUGCUGUUUUUAAAGUGAUGAAGGUUAAUUUUGAUUUAAGUCCAUAUCAUUAAAGGUUACUUCAUGGCAAUUAUUUGUGGAUGUUUGUAAAUGUAUUUAUUACACAUGUACAGAAGCAGGGAAAAUGGGGAGAGGGAUGGAGAAAAGACCUAACCAAUUUUCACAUGUUUGUAAUGAAGCUACCUGUACCAUUCCAGCAUGUCUGCAGCUCACUCAGCCUCUGCUGUGUCACUCACAGACAACCUCAUGAUUUCAGAACUUCUGCUGUUCUUUGGUUGGAAAAAUAAGUCUUUUCAAGAAUCAAACAGAAUAAAAUUUAUAUAUAUAAAUAUA
This is a messenger RNA of Catharus ustulatus (Swainson's thrush), 6266 nucleotides long. RefSeq names its product proton-associated sugar transporter A-like. The transcript has 9 exons. Gene Ontology annotation, biological process: transmembrane transport. The record is from RefSeq and is a predicted model, not a curated record. NCBI's taxonomy places the organism in Eukaryota, Metazoa, Chordata, Aves, Passeriformes, Turdidae. The coding region runs from base 1083 to 3362 and encodes 759 amino acids. Gene Ontology annotation, cellular component: membrane. Gene Ontology annotation, molecular function: sucrose:proton symporter activity.